UAUUUGAUUUCAUAUAUUAUAGUUCGUCCUUUCUGUUUUAGCGGUUCAGUUUCAGCCAUUUGUUCAUAAUAUUAAUGUAUUUCUGUGCUUAUCGUGUAGCUCUUUGCGUUUGCAGAUUUUGAUCAGUAUCGAAGAACGAAAUUGCAGUGAAAAAGUUAUAAUUAUGUCGUGGAACGUAAUUCACGACGGCGAUGGAUCGGCUUCGCGAAUCGUAUUGAAGGAGCAUACUGGAUCAACUGCAGAGGUGCUUUUUCUGGGUGGUCAAGUUGUUUCUUGGAAGAAUGAACGAAGAGAAGAACUGCUGUUCAGGAGUAAUAAGAUCCUGUGGAAGCCUCCUAAAGCCUUCAGAGGUGGAAUACCUAUCAGCUUCCCACAGUUUGGAACUUUUGGUUCUUUAGAGCGACAUGGUUUUGCAAGAAACAGAGUGUGGUUAUUGGAUGAUUCUCCUUCUCCUCUACCUGCAGCAAACAGUCAGUCAACUGUCGAUCUCAUUUUGAAAUCCACAGAAGAGGAUCUGAAGAUCUGGCCGCAUAGGUUUGAGGUGCGGCUACGUAUUUCUCUCAGUGCUGGCAAGCUGACUUUGAUCCCUCGUGUCAGGAAUAUAGAUAACAAGCCAUUCUCAUUCACGUUCUCUCUGCGUAAUUAUUUAUCUGUUUCUGAUAUCAGUGAAGUGCGGGUUGAGGGCUUGGAGACACUUGACUACUUCGAUAAUUUGCAGCGGGGAGAAAGAUACACAGAGCAGGCAGAUGCAAUUACAUUUGAUAGUGAGACGGAUAGAGUAUAUCUUAGCACACCAACAAAAACUGCUAUAAUAGAUCACGAGAAGAAGAGAACUUAUGUCCUUCAGAAAGAAGGAAUGGCAGAUGCUGUUGUUUGGAAUCCUUGGGACAAAAAGGCCAAGUCUCUCCCAGAUUUAGGUGAUGAAGAUUACAAGAAAAUGCUGUGUGUGGAUUCUGCUGCUGUUGAAACUCCCAUUAUCUUAAAACCUUCUGAGGAGUGGAGGGGGCGGCAAGAGCUCUCUACGGUAUCUUCAAGUUAUUGCAGUGGACAAUUGGACCCUAGGAAAGUUCUUUAUGGCUAAUCUUAUCCAUGGUCUGAUUCUACAAAUUUAUUUUUGUAUACUAUAUGCACCUUUUGCUGUUCCACAAAUUUAUCAGUUUCGGAGGGGUUAAAUUUAAUAUUACUGGAUCUAUUAUAUGAGCACCUAAUUGCAGUUUCAAAUUGUUCACUGAA
This is a messenger RNA of Solanum tuberosum (potato), 1233 nucleotides long. Its product is annotated as putative glucose-6-phosphate 1-epimerase. The record is from RefSeq and is a predicted model, not a curated record. The transcript is spliced from 9 exons. Gene Ontology annotation, cellular component: cytoplasm. The coding region runs from base 164 to 1081 and encodes 305 amino acids. Gene Ontology annotation, biological process: carbohydrate metabolic process. Lineage: Eukaryota; Viridiplantae; Streptophyta; Magnoliopsida; Solanales; Solanaceae. Gene Ontology annotation, molecular function: glucose-6-phosphate 1-epimerase activity; carbohydrate binding.